Messenger RNA from Gigantopelta aegis, 1025 nucleotides. RefSeq lists its product as uncharacterized. Bases 523 to 930 code for a protein of 135 amino acids. The record is from RefSeq and is a predicted model, not a curated record. Gene Ontology annotation, molecular function: calcium ion binding. The transcript has 4 exons. Lineage: Eukaryota; Metazoa; Mollusca; Gastropoda; Neomphalida; Peltospiridae.
UUCAUUCAUAUUAUGCCAACGAGGCCAGUAGCCUCAAAGCGCCGUUUUCACUUUGACCCAGUGCAGUGGUAUGAAGAAUUGAUGCUCCUAGGUAAACCGUUUUGGUAGACCCUACUGCCCAUUCCAACUGUCCCAUAAUUGCAGGGCUUCUAGGAUAUGGUGUGCCGAUGACCAAGACCAGUGCUAUUUAGCUUCAGGCAACCACAGUUACUUUGGGUGCUAAAAAGUUAAACAAAAAACUGGUCAAAAGAGUGAGAGGGGGAAACUGCUGUUGUUAUCUAAUCGCCGCCUAAUCCUACCUAAUAGCACCAAGAGAGCCUUUAAUUUAUACUGCACGUCACCGAGUCAGGACAACAUAUACUAGAGCCUUUGAGGUACCAAUAAUCAUGCAGGGGGUUCUAGAACAUUGUUUUAACUUGCCAUGGGGCCAGUGGCGUUGAAAAUACACUGGCCAUGCUUACAAAUUCACAUGGUAGCGAUUAGAUAACGACAGCAGUUUUCUCACAUCGCUCUUUUGACUAAAUGCCAAAAAUGCGCUGUGGUAUUGUUAAACGAACAUUCCUUUCUUUUCUCUUUCUGCAGAUGCGCUUUACGUGCCUGCUAGUGUUGUUGGUGGCGUUUGCAGUGAUCCACGAGUCACACUCCUGGAUAUACUACUAUCGGAGGAGAGCAGUUCAAAUGAUAUUGAAACUAGCAGCUCAAGUACUUAUUGCCAGGAAAAAAGCACAAUCUGCAAUGUUAAGGGGAAAGCGAGAUAUCUCGGAGUAUGACACCAACAAGGACGGAGUCCUCGACCUAGACGAACUGGAGAAAGUCAUGAGUACUCGAGAUGCUGAGGAUUUUCUGCAAUUUGCAGAUGUUGACGGAAACUCCGAGGUCACUGUGGACGAAUUCAGGCGAGUCGUCAGGGAUCUGAACGAAAGGGAAUAAAAUGAAAUAAAAUAAAAAACACAGAAGACCUACAUACAUUAUCAGACCUUGAGUUAUAACGUCCAAUUAAAAAUUAAAAAUGAAUACGCAGUAAA